AUCAUGGCAACAAUCCAUUCUUUUCCUCUUCAUUUUGUUUUCUUUCGGUUUUUUAGUCCAAAACCCACGAACCAAAAGCCUAAAACCCGACUCUGAAAAGGAGGCACCAUUUAACUCUCUUCCCCUGAAAACCCUAGAGUCAGGAAUCACUUUAUUUAUUAGAUUUGUGAGAUUAUUUAGCAGGGUUUUGCUGAGGUUUUGAGAGCCGGCAACAGAUUUUACGCAAUGGGGCUGCGAGGUAAAGAAUCAACCUUAGUAGCUGAGAAUGCAGUGGAGGAUGAUGAUGAUGUAAUGGAUGAUCUUAGUGGGCAAGAGUCUGAAUCCGGGUCAGAAUCAGAAGAGGAGGAUGUGAAGUUGGCUGAGCCUUCUAAGAACCCUAUAUACAACAGAGAUGGCCUUAUUGAGAAACUUCAAGAUAUCAGCUGGCCGGAAAAUGUUGAAUGGAUGCACAAGCUUUCCCUUGAUAUCGAUCAAGAGAAAGAGGUGGAUGUGAAUGAUGACCUGGCAAGAGAGCUCGCUUUCUAUACACAGGCAUUAGAGGGGACAAGGUUGGCGUUUGAGAAGUUUCAGUCAAUGGGGCUACCUUUCCUUCGGCCACCUGAUUAUUAUGCAGAGAUGGUUAAGACAGAUGUCCACAUGCAGAAGGUGAAGGGCAGGCUUUUGGCGCAGAAGAGACAGAUUGAAGAGGCUGAGGAGAGACGGAAGGCUAGAGAGGCCAAGAGAAUUGCUAAAGAGGUUCAAGCUGAGAAGUUGAAAGAAAGAGCUAAGCAGAAAAAACAAGAGAUUGAGGAAGUUAAGAAGUGGAGGAAGCAGAGGCAGCAGAGUGGCUUUCCUGCAGGUGGCAAAGAUAGCGAGCUGGACUUGGGUUUUGAAGAUGGUAAAGCAUUUGAGAGGUCAAGCAAGAAAAGGCCAGGGGUGUCUCCAGGGGAUCGCUCUGGAGGGAAAGCAAAGCAAGGUGGUGGAAAGGGUAAGAAUAUGAAAAAAAGGGAGUCCAGGAAUUCUAAGUUUGGAUUUGGAGGGAGGAAAGGUUUGAAGAAGCAGAACACUGCCGAAACCACAAAUGAUAUUAGAGGCUUCAAUAAAGGCGGUGUUGCAGGAAACAAGAAAAGGAAAAAGUGAUACAGCUAAAGGACCUGUUCUCACUUCUUUAGGGCUCUCUUUUAUCUAAACUUUAAGCUGUUGUUUCAUCUUUAAGUGUCUUUUUGAUUUUCUGUUUCAGUAAUGGUAGUUUGAAGUCGUGAUAUUAGUCGGUAUUUUUCUGGUUGAACUUACAAAGUAAAUCAUCCAAUUUACAUAACCUACUUAAAAACUCGAAAUGGUGAACCUUGAGCAUCAAUUGGCAAUGAACCUAUCAAUUGAUGCUUGAUCCAGCCUUUCAUUUCACAUUAGAAAAAAAAAUGACAUCGGAGGCAUAUGAAUUGCCUCAUGUUAAGUUCAGCCAAUUGCCAAUUCUGCUCAGGCCUCAGAUACGAACUCAACAGCUGGAUUUUGCAAUUUUCUUGCCUCAAGUAA
Durio zibethinus is the source of this 1512-nucleotide messenger RNA. Its product is annotated as rRNA processing protein-like protein. Gene Ontology annotation, cellular component: nucleolus; preribosome, large subunit precursor; nuclear periphery. The record is from RefSeq and is a predicted model, not a curated record. Lineage: Eukaryota; Viridiplantae; Streptophyta; Magnoliopsida; Malvales; Malvaceae. Gene Ontology annotation, biological process: rRNA processing; ribosomal large subunit biogenesis.